CGAUGCGAUGCGAUGCGAUGCGAUGCGAUGCGAUGCGAUGCGAUGCGAUGCGGGGCUUGAAGAGCCGAAGGGGCCUUAGGGGCCUUAGGGGCCUUAGGGGCUUUAGGAGCGAGGGACCGAAUCCUUUCGUUUCGACGGCUCACGUGGAUCUCCUCGUCCUUCAUGGCCAUAUAUGUAUGGCCAGCCGCACUUGACCUAUAUAUUAUUAUGCUAUUGGCGUACAAAUGUAACGCGUGUCGUUUGCGAGUGUACCCGCAGGGUUUUACCGAGGUUAAAUCUGAUUAAGAGUUUGUCGUAAGUUCUCACUCGCUUGUCUAUAUCUAUGUACUUAUUUAUCUACAUAUCCGUUUGCCAGUGAAUAAUCAAUCGUGUAUAGUACGUUCAAAGUUUUACGAUAAGUCAUAAGUUGCUCAUUCUGAUAUGAAGAUGAGAUAUAAGGUUUAAUCGGAAUGCCCUUCAAUCGAAUGUCUCAUUCUUGACCGGUAUUCAAGAAGGCCACGAGACCAUUGAGACCAUUGCCGCUUUGCCACGCACUGAACUUGGUCGCUGCUAUAAAACGGAUCGCGCACAGUAUGAAAGGUCAGUGAGUGAUGGUGAGUGACGAUGCGCUAUGCGCUAUGCGCGUACGCGCUAUUCGCUCGAAUCUCGCACAAUUUUGAUACAUUUGUGUUUUGAAUUACUUUUUUUUUUCCUUUAACGAAAAAGGAAGAUCGAUGAUGAAAUAUUAAUUUUAUCGUAAAGAGAAACGAUAAAGAGAUUACAAUCAAUAUACAUGUGUAUAUAUGUAUAUUAUAUUUUUGGUACAAGUAUACGAGAAGACAUACGUGUGAAAUUUAAAGGAAGAAUAUAAUCACCAAAGUGAUUACAGUUACCGACGUGCCGAAAGUUACAACUUGGAGAGAUAAUCGCUUUCAUCUGAUAAAAAAAUAUGGAUUUUCAAGUAUCUCGAGAAUUAAAAGACCAAAUUAACAAUCCGUUAUCCUCGCCUCCACGCAUAAAGAAAUCUGAGACAAAAGACAGCAUUUCUUCUGUAGACAGCGACGUAAGUCUUUCUUUCGACAAAAAGAGUUCUUUCAAGAGUGACGAAGCCGACUCAUCCGAUUACGAUAUCGAGAGCAGGUUUGUAAAGAAAAUGAAUACCGAUCAAGAUUCGGGUGUAGAUUGUGUGGAUGAUGUUACAACGAAAGAACCGAAGAAACAGAAGACAGAAGUGGCAAAUCUGAUAUCGCAAUCGUCAAUGGAAUCGUCAGUGGUCGCGAGAGCGACACAUGAUUUCGCGAUGCCGAAUGACGAAUUAGCCGAUAAGAUAUGCGCUCAGGUGGAAUACUAUUUUUCCGACGAAAAUAUUAUAAAGGAUGCGUUCUUGCUGAAACACGUGAAAAGAAACAAAGAAGGCUAUGUAUCCCUUAAAUUAAUAUCCAGCUUUAAAAAGGUGAAGCAUCUAAGCAGAGAUUGGAGAGUAGUUGGCGCGGCCUUAACAAAGUCUAAGAAACUCGAGAUUAAUUCGCAAGGGACCAAGCUGCGUAGAAUAAAUCCUUUACCACUAUUCGAUCAGACGGCGCCUUCCAGGACCAUCUUAGCGAUUAGAUUACCUAUCGAAAAAUUAACGGUCGAAUCUGUCGCCGAGAUUUUUAAGCCUUGUGGUGAAAUAGCUUUGAUAAGGGUGCUUAAACCUGGACGUCCCAUACCUCCCGAGGUUCGACAGGCAAUUGCGAAAAGGCCAGAUUUGUCCUCUAUCGAAGAGUGCGCUAUGAUCGAGUUCACGGAUUCGGCCUCUGCGCGAAUCGCAACUCAAAUGGCCUUGGGUGACGCAAAAGUAUUCGAAUUACGUCACUCGACUGAGAAAAAGAGGAAGCAUCAACCUAUGAAGAAAUCUACCAUCAAUAGAGUAGCGAGAGAAGAUAAUCAUAAUUCGUCUAGUUGUCCCAGCGGAUCCGAACCUGAGGAUGGGAGAAUAAGACACAAGAAAAGUUUUCAAGGAUAUCCGAUGUGUCAUACUUACCCCUUUCAAGGGUCAUCAUCACCGGACACAUGGUUAUCUCGUAAGCUCUCUUCCUGUUCCAUAUCCAGUUCCGAAAAUGGUUUUAUGUCGCGUCGUCUGUCUUCCUGUUCCGGUUCCGGUUCCGGUUCUAGUUCAGAUUCCGGUAGACGUUAUUCUACGUGUUCGUCCGGCUCCGAAGCAGCUUUCUUUCAUCCAAGUUACUCGAACAACUUUUAUCAUCACGAAAGUCGUCGUUAUUCUUGCUGUUCUUCAGCUGGUGCUUCAAUGGAAUGUCGUGGAAACUGUUAUAUCGGAAAUCGUCGUGGAUCGACCGAUUACAAGCCAUUAUUGAGAAGACUAUCGACAUGUAAUCGUAUCGAUUUCGAUACAAAUAUCAGAACAUCGACUCUAUGCUCUUCAAGUUCAGAACAGAACGUAUUUCAUCGUUCGAGAAGCAACAGUAUUAUCGCAAUGACGCAUGCGCCUGAAAACGUAACGAGAAUGCCAUCAGGACCCGACGGUACUCGUGGCUUUCUCAAUCGUUCCGCAAAAAUAUCGAUGCCAGCAGAACUUGUUUAUCGAAUAAUAUGAAAGGACUCGUAUCGAUGCUAGCGGAAUACCGAAUGAAAUAAAUUAUAAUAAUGAAAUAUC
Pogonomyrmex barbatus (red harvester ant) is the source of this 2632-nucleotide messenger RNA. It is a transcript of the gene Achl, whose product is annotated as La ribonucleoprotein translational regulator Achilles. Gene Ontology annotation, cellular component: nucleus; ribonucleoprotein complex. Gene Ontology annotation, molecular function: mRNA binding. The record is from RefSeq and is a predicted model, not a curated record. Gene Ontology annotation, biological process: RNA processing. NCBI's taxonomy places the organism in Eukaryota, Metazoa, Arthropoda, Insecta, Hymenoptera, Formicidae.